UAGGCUAUGUAUAUAUAUUAAAACUCCUUGUCGGUCACAUAAUGCUUAGGCCUACGUAUUUGGUUUUAUUAAAGCCUGAAUGUGUUUGCUUAGUUUCCAUGUGUGAUGCGCCGUGACGUCACCCAGUUCCAGGACAGCAACAAAGGAGGAUGCGGAGCUCCGUGCGGGAGUCAAAUCCCGUUAAAAUGUUUUUCUUUUGUCUUACGAGGUCGACAUAGCACACAACCAUGUAACGACUGUCCAUAUUUAUAUGGAUAAAUGAAGUGGCGUAGGAUUCGUUGGAGGAAGCGGGAGGAGAGAGAGAAUGUACUGGGUUGUUGGUUUCGCCUCCUCCCGGUCGUUCGUGGUUGAUCUCGGCCGGAAUCAGAGCCCGUCCUUCGGGCUGUGUGGCUCUGAUGAGCGUCACUUAUUUUAUGGGGACAUAGUUGCCGUCCCUGUGCAGGAUAUCGGUGGGAUCAUGUCGGGAUUGGUAUCGGAUUCCUGGUGGAGGAAGACGCUUUACAUCACCGGAGGUGCCCUGCUGGCUGCGGCUGCGUAUCUACUGCAUGAGCUGCUCUCCAUCAGGAAAGAGCAAGAAUUGGAUUCUAAAGACGCCAUCAUCCUUCACCAGUUCUCCAGGCCAAAAAAUGGGGUGCCAAGCCUGUCACCUUUCUGCCUGAAAAUGGAGACAUAUCUGCGCAUGGUUGAUCUGCCCUAUCAAAAUUACUUUGAUGGAAGCCUCUCUUCCCAGGGCAAGAUGCCUUGGGUUGAGUAUAACUACGAGCAGGUAUGUGGAACUGAAUAUAUAAUUGACUUUCUGGAGGAGAAACUUGGUAUGAGCUUGAACAAGAGUCUGAGCGCUCAGGAGCAGGCGGUAGCGCGGGCCAUCACCACCAUGGUGGAGGAACACUUGUACUGGACCAUUGCAUACUGUCAGUGGGUGGAUAAUGUUCAGGAGACUCAGAGGAUGCUGGACCUUCCCGGACCCCUCAGUGACCUGCUCAAAUGGACCCUGUGUCAGCUGACUGGUGGGAUCGUAAAGAGGGAGAUGUACUGUCAUGGCAUUGGCUGCUUCACUAAAGAGGAGGUUUACGCCCUCAUGGAGAAGGACAUGCGCACACUGGCCACACUGCUAGGGGAUAAGAAGUACAUCAUGGGUCCCAAACUGUCCAGUGUGGAUGCCACAGUGUUCGGUCACCUUGCACAAGCCAUGUGGACGCUGCCUGGAACACGGCCCGAGCAGCUCAUUAAAGGAGAACUGAUCAACCUCGCCAUGUACUGUGAGCGCAUACGGAGGAAGUUCUGGCCCGAAUGGUUUGUGGACUUAGAGGACUUCUGUUAUGACAGCGACAACGACAGCAGCGGGACGCCCACCUGCCAGCUGGACCUUGGUCUCUUUUCCAGGACCGACACUUUAGAGGAGAGCGAUCUAAGCCUGCCUUCAUACAGUAACUCAAACUCUGACCACUCCGGACGCUCGCUCUCAGACUCUGACAUUGAAGUAGAUGGCUCAGAUGUGGAGCAGGUCAAGGGUUAAAUCUAAUAGAGGUGGUGGUUGUUAUCUGCUGGCACACAAAACUGAUAUUGAUGAUUCAUGCCUGGAUAAAUCACACUUUGAUGGACCUGAAGUAGAAACAAAACGUGCGUAUACAACUUGACAUCAGUCACGGACAAGCAAAAGUCGGGCGCUCGCUUCAGUUCCCGUUGUGAGACGUGUAAAAGACCAUCCGUUCUCAGUUGUACAUCUUGGACAGUCACGUUUGUAAAAACAUUAUAUCUCAUCCAUCUUUCUCAGAUGUUUUAAAUUACAACAGUUCAUUUGUCCACAGUUUCAGUAUGGUUUUGAAUUUGAUUGGCUUUCAUUUCUAGGAAACAAUUGAAUUGAAAUUACACCCAUUGCAUUUGUAAGACCAGUUAAGGCAUUUUUCUCAAUUGUUGAUCAAAGAUUUGCUCCAGAACAGAGUCAUGUGACAUUAGCUUGCUUGAUUCUAGGAUGUUUGUGUGAGGCUGAGAGUUAAAUUUUUCCUGUGUGAAUGCCUCUCUUCUUAAAGUCGGCAUGAAACAGAAGUUGAUAUAGUCUUUUCUUCCCUUUGUGAUGUAUAUCCGAGUGAAACGGCUCUGUCGGAAUUGAUUGGAUCGUUGUGGUUUGCUAUUGGUCGACCUCAUGUGAUUGACAGGUCGUCUCGCCCUCACGGUAGCAAACAUGUCAUCAGAGAGCUGUAGUGGCAAGAGGAAGGGCAAGUUAUUUUGAUAAAAAGAUAAUGAGGGCACAUUAAUUUAUUUUUAUUUUUUUUUAUAAAUACUGCAAUAUUACCUUAAGAUUUGUCAGUUUUGACUUCAUGGUGACUUUAAACCUAAUAACUGCUGCUCCCAGGUCAGGUACUUAAAAAUAGAAUUGAUGAAGAUUUAAAAAGCUUAAACACAAAAUAACUAAAUGAGAAUCCAAUCUUCACAAAUAUUUAGGCUACAAUAGAACAUAAUCCCUUCCUAUAAUUUGUAUUGGUUAUAGCUCCAGUGUGUGUCAUCAGUGUCGGCUGAUUCCUGAUCAGUUUGAAUGGUGCUUAAUACCUGUGUGCCUGAUUGCAACCAUUUGUACGUGUGACAGUCUUUUCUCUCCAUCCCCAUGUGUUUCUAUCCGUUUUGGUUCUGUUAAACAGACCUGCUUUGCAUGUCACCACCAGAGGGCACUGUGACCAUUCACAUUCUGAGGUGGUCCUAUGCAGCCACUUGUAUUGCCUUUGCGGGCAUCACUUCAAGUUUCUGCCUUAAAAGAAUAUUUCUAAAUAUUAAUAACAACAGUAAACCUCUAGUGAAAACUAAGCAGUCAGCUUUGGUGGAGUCUAUAAUUAUACAUUUUCUUUAUCCAAGUGUCUGAUUUUUUUUUUGUGUGUGUGUACCAAAGUGUAGAUGAGCAGAUUUGCCUUAGUUGAGGGAACAUUGUUGUGAUCAACAGCAGCAUGAUGAGAUCACCCUCUUUCUGUUGAAUUUACUUGAAACCCAAGCCUGUACUAAAUGAAAUGAUUUAAAUCCCUGUAAGGUUCGAUCUUUUAUGCAGAAUUCUGUUGUGUACUUUCCAUUGUUGUUUUGCACUUUUUAGAUCAUUGGACAAUGUAAAGUUGGAUGGAUGGGAAAAUAAGAGGACUUAAACAGGGUCCAUACAAUCAGUGGGAUGUGUUAUGUGUGUGUGUGUAUGAUAUACAGUAGCUAAAUGUAAUACAUCAUUUACCUGCAUGUGUUUGUGUGAGCUGGUGUAAAGUGCAUCUUUAUUCCCUACAUAGAUCCAAAGUCAAAUACACGUCAUAAACUCAGUAUCAUAUUCAUUUUAUGUUAAUAUUACUGAAUUUUGCAGAUUAUUUUUGGAUAUAAAGUAGCCUAAUAAAAAAAUUAAGCUUUUUCAUUUACUAAAGGAGAUGCACAACUAAAAAUUGUCAUUUUGAUUAACAGUUGUAUCCAAAUUCACUUUCAAAAAUGUGCAUUAACCAAUGCAUUUGAAUUCUACCCUGUGAUAUAUGUUUAUCAAUAGACUUUUAGAGAUGUGCCUGUGUGUUGAGAACAUAGCUGGAUUAUGCUCUCAUAAGAUGUCAAAGUCCAUUUUGCUAUAGAUCUGUUACCAGAUCUUGAAGCCAGUUAAAUCCCUGUCUAUGGAGGCAAAAUGAUGGUUAUAAAUAUAUAGGCUAUGUAGACAAAGAUUCUACCAUUUAAAAUGUCCAUAACUGAGAUCCCCCCCAUGAGAGCGUAGUUAUCCUGAACUGAGUGGUUGUUUGACAAUGAUUGCUCCAAAACAUCAAUUAAAAUAGCUGUGGUGAUUUCAAA
Molecule: messenger RNA, 3792 nt
Organism: Pimephales promelas (fathead minnow)
Lineage: Eukaryota; Metazoa; Chordata; Actinopteri; Cypriniformes; Leuciscidae
Gene: faxcb
Product: failed axon connections homolog, metaxin like GST domain containing b
Cellular component (GO): cytoplasm
Source: RefSeq, a predicted model, not a curated record